UGGCAGCUCACUCGCAGCAAGUGGCAUGGCAACAACAGCGCUCUCCAACACCGCACGAUUUCUACCCGAGAAGGUGUGCUGAUUUUGUGAUUAAAUUCCCGAUUUCUGUCGUCCAAAAGUGCCGUACAAGAAUGUUUUGAACAGGCUGCAUAAGCGAAAAUCCAACGCCGACGAAAAAAGCCGAAAAGUGCAUGAAAAGCACAAAGAUCCGAACCUAAGCCAACCAUUUUUUUAACCAGUGUGUCGUAGUGUCCAUCGUGUGCGUUGGUGUUGGUUCGUGCGUGUGCGUGUCGGUGUGUGUAUGUGUUCCGUCGAAUCGCGAAAUCGAGAAUAUAGAAAGAUGUGCUCCAUUCGUUGGUGGUGGUGAGCUAUAGCUAUAAAGCGAAUCGAGCGAGUAUUCCUCGCAAACCCAAAAAUCCAGCCUUUUCACCGACGCCUCCAGCUUCCAAAUCAAAGGAUUUCAACCCAUUGAAAACCCCACAAGAGCCACAAAAAUGCAACCCUCCCCGCUGCACUACUCUACCAUGCGGCCACAGGCGCCUGGAUCGCUGGUCGAUCCCAACGAGGAAGAGCUGCGCCUGGCACCAUGGUACUGGGGCCGUAUAUCCCGGGAGGAGGCAAAGAACAUACUGCAUGGAAAGCCCGACGGCAGCUUUCUAGUGCGCGACGCCCUCUCCAUGACUGGGGAGUACACGCUGACGCUAAUGAAGGAUGGCAUCGACAAGCUCAUCAGGAUCUACCAGAGGGACCGCAAGUACGGGUUCAUCGAGAAGGACAUGUUCAACUCUGUGGUAGAGAUGAUCAACUACUACAAGGUGAACUCGUUGAGCAUGUACAACAAGACAUUGGACAUCACUCUGAGCAAUCCGAUUGUGCGCACCUUCGAGGACGAGGACUCCCAGGCGCACGGGGACCUGAGUCGGCUGAGCAACGACUUCAUCCGCACUUGCCAGCACCUCCAGAGCAUCGAGCAGAAUCUAGAGCAGAAGCGGAACUCCUUCAAUGCGAUUCGGGAGAAGCUGCAGGAGAAGAAGCUGCACCAGGGCGUGUUCGGCAAUGCGGAGAUGAUUUUUCGCAAUCAGAUUAAGCUCAACGAAUCCUUCAUGAAGGCGGCCGUGGAUGGCCAAACUACGGAGGCUGGCGCCGGAGACUCCGCUGCGGCCAAUGCCAACACACGCCGCAGUCUGCAGGAAACCAAAACGAGCCUGCUUAAUCUGCUCCAACUGCUCCAGUCCAAGGGCCAAGAGCUCAACCAGUACAUGGAGAAGAAGAAGACGGAGGAGCUGCUGCUCGAGCGACAAAUCAACUCCCUCAAGCCGGAUCUGCAGGUGCUGCAGAUGCGCAAGGACAAGUACAUUGAGCGCCUGAAAGGCUUCAACCUCAAGGACGACGAUCUGCAGGCGAUCCUCGAGAUGGGCUUCGACAAGUGGUGGCAGCACUACGAGACGGUCACGAAUCAGCCACACAGCAACGAGACCCUCUGGCUGCUGAGGGAAGCCAAUCGCCGGAAUGCGGAGGAGCUCCUGAUGGGAUCGCCCGUGGGCACUUUCCUCAUCCGGGCGAGGGACGCGGGUAACUAUGCACUCUCGAUCUCCUGCAACAACAUCGUGCAGCACUGCAUUAUUUACGAGACGGAGAGCGGCUUUGGUUUCUCCGCCCCCUACAACAUCUACCCCUCCCUAAAGAGGUUGGUGGAGCACUACGCCACCAAUUCGCUGGAGGAGCACAACGACUCCCUGACCACGACGCUCCGCUGGCCGGUUCUGUACUGGGAACAGAACCGGCAGCUGAUCCUGACGCAGCUGCAGGAGGAGCUGGAACAGGAGCGGGAGCAGGCGGCCUCGCUAAUGCCGCCGCCGAUGAUGGGCAGUAGUGCUCCGAUACCCACGAGCCGGUCGCGGGACCACGACCAGGUGGACGGAAUCGGGAGCCACGACACGGUGACGCCCCCCGCGUCCAUUUCGCCGUCGAACUUCAGCACUUCGCAGUAGGAGCCGCGCACCCAAUCUCCCGCUGAACAAGCCCACAACCUCAGGCUAGCUAUCUAUCUCUCUAAUCCUAGCUCGCUCUAAAGCCCUAACUCUCUCUAUCCCUAGAUAUAAGCACACGCGGUUGCGGUCCAAGCAAUAGCACUGCAGCCUCUUUCGAAAGGCCCAAGUUUGAAAGGGCAAUGUCUUUUCGUUUCCCAAAAACGCCUCUAAAGUGAAACAAUUUGGUUUUAAGUUCAAAGAUAAAUCCUAGAGUCCGCUAGAAAUUUGUUCUUCAUAAGAAUUACUCAAUUUAGGUACAAUUAGGUACAAUAACUUGAAAACGUAUUCCAAGUUGUUGCUGAAAAGUCUCUUCUUACUGCCAAGAUAAUAUUUUAACCCAAACAACCAAAGCCUGUCACAAAGCUAUUUCCUUACAUUGGCUGUUUCGCUUACUCAAGUUUCGAUAUUAAAUGAUGAGACUUACAAAGUAAAACAAAUUCGAAAUGUUACACUUGCAGUGCUAUUAUUUUGGCCACCGCCGAGUAUGUACAACGUCAUAUAUAUGCUAUAUAUCUGUGUAUGAUUAUUUUUGUGUGUGAUGGAUGGCGCUGGCAGUUCAACUGCCCCCGCCUUCCCCUCAGAACCAGAAGGCUCCAGAAACAGAAACAGAAACAAAAGGAAACACAAACGAGUAAACAUUUUGGUGAUCGUGUUUGAUGGCUUGCUAGAAGCUUUUUGUGGAAGAACGAAAUUUUCUAAUUGAGGAAGUUUUCUUAUUAAUAUUACGAGUAUGGUUAAUUUUAUAUACGUAUAUAUAGGUAUAUAUAUAUACAUUUUGUAAUACUGCAUUUCGCGUGAUAAUUGAUAAGUCAAGCUAUCUGUUGUUGUAUCAAAUCCUCUCCCGGUUCCCCUCAUAAUUAUUGUUAUCACGCUGCGCGUUGUCAAAAGGGGCGGGGUAGGAUCGUGAAGAAAUUUUCUGCAUUUCUUCAGCGCACUUUGUCGUGUUCAUGUAAAUAUUCUAAAAACGAAACAAAGGAGCACUCGCUUGCGAAAGGUUUGCGAAAUCAGGUUAAGGUUUUGAUAACCGCCCCCUUGCAACCCCCCUGCGCCCCACCCCCUUGCUCUAUAUUUGUUGUUAUAUUAUGAUUGAUUUGAAGUAGUUCUAAGUGAAAUCUACGUACGUUUACUCGAUGUGAUCAGUUGAUUGUUGCUAAAAUAGUAAUUUCCCUUCAAGUUUUGUCCGUUUUUUUUUGUUCAAAACGAAAGCCUUAAUUUUUAUAAAACACACUCACACAACACAAACAAACUGAGUUGAAACAAAGGAAAAAUAUAUGUACAAAGGAAAAAAUGCGAACUUCACACACAGAUACAAAAAACAGCAACAAGCUAAACAAAAACAAAGUGCAAUCGAAAAGGUAAUAAUUAAAUUUUUAACAUUUGUUAAUUUAUAAAAGGAAAGAAACAGGAAAAAGACAAAAAGUUUCCCAUACAAAAAACCAUUGCAAUAGGCAAAACGCUGAUUAAGUUUUUACACAACUGAUGUUAAGCAUAUAAAUAGGAAUGCAUGUUUGACCCACCUGCUACGCCUUUUUUUUUUUUUUAGAAAUACUCUUUCCCAAUGGAACUCUGGUUUGCUAACUAUACUUAACUUAGAUUUGUGCAAUUUCAACGCGAAAACACGCUGCAAUCUGUUACCUUAUUUUGUUGUCUUGGAAGAAUUGCCAGAAAGAAGAGCCCGCAGUUUGGGAAAGGGUAUUUGUUUUGCUUUCUCUUGUUCGCUUGUGCCACCCUGUUGUUCUAAGCCAACUAAUAACUUCUUGAGCUUCCUGUUUGCAUUGUCCCCGAAUCGAUAUUAUAUUCGAUCGAUCCACUUACAAGCACACACACAAACUAGCGCGCCUUUCAGAUAUUUCUAUAUAUACCCACUAUUAUGUAAUUUAAUUUAACUUAUUUAACUCGUAACUUGUGUGUUUAAUUUUGCUUAAAUUCUAUGAGAUUUCGGCGGAUCUCGUACGUUGUAGUAUUUAUAAGUUUUAAAUUUAGUUUGUAAAAUGCUUUUCAAACAAAACAAUACAAAAAAACAAAAACAAAAAUAAAACAAAAAAAUAAGAACACAAACAAAAAGUAGCAGUGGAAGAUUAAAUGUAUUCUAAAUAUGAUUGAUCAAUAUCAAUUAUGAUUGAUGACAGAUAGAUGAUGACUUUUUGCCAUACAUAAAUGUUGAAUUGAAAUAUAAUAUUUGUGAAUUUUUUUCUAUCUCUGCUUCGACUCUGCAUUUUUGGCGCAGACCGAGACAAGAAGAAUUAAAAUUGAAAACAAUAGAGGGCGACGAAACUAAAUGUGAAACGAAUUGCAAAUUUGUUGUAUUUUUUUAUAUGAAUAUAUUAUAUAAUAUAUAGAUAUUUAACCGUACAUACCUAUUAAAUAUGUAUGCUCUAGAAUGCUAUAUGUUGUAGAUCUUAAGCUAUAUGUUGUAGAUCUUUAAGCGCUAACAAAAACCACAACCGAAACAACAAGAAAAUUUUUUGUAGUAGUUUUUUAAAGAAACGUAAAGGAGAGAAGAAACAUUAAAUGUAUUUGUAUUUGUGUCUAAAAGAAAUGUUCGUAAAUAACACAAACGAGAAGAAACCAUAAUAAAAUUGAAAGAAAAACAAA
Molecule: messenger RNA, 4625 nt
Organism: Drosophila ficusphila
Lineage: Eukaryota; Metazoa; Arthropoda; Insecta; Diptera; Drosophilidae
Gene: Pi3K21B
Product: phosphatidylinositol 3-kinase regulatory subunit gamma
Exons: 3
Coding region: 495-1991 (498 amino acids)
Biological process (GO): insulin receptor signaling pathway; phosphatidylinositol phosphate biosynthetic process
Cellular component (GO): phosphatidylinositol 3-kinase complex
Molecular function (GO): 1-phosphatidylinositol-3-kinase regulator activity
Source: RefSeq, a predicted model, not a curated record